Fukomys damarensis (Damara mole-rat) is the source of this 1170-nucleotide messenger RNA. Its product is annotated as serpin B3. The coding region runs from base 1 to 1170 and encodes 389 amino acids. NCBI's taxonomy places the organism in Eukaryota, Metazoa, Chordata, Mammalia, Rodentia, Bathyergidae. The record is from RefSeq and is a predicted model, not a curated record. The transcript has 7 exons. Gene Ontology annotation, molecular function: serine-type endopeptidase inhibitor activity. Gene Ontology annotation, biological process: negative regulation of endopeptidase activity.
AUGAGUUCCCUCAGUGAAGCAAACAUCAAGUUCACUCUUGAUCUCUUUCAAGAGUUAAGAAAUGCAACAGGCAAUAUCUUCUUCUCUCCUACCAGCAUCACAGCACAAUUAGCAAUGGUCUACUUAGGGGCCAAAGGGAAAACUGCACAGGAAAUAGAGAAGGUCCUUCACUUCAGUGAAAUCACAGAGAAAUCAAAGGAAAAAACUCUAACCAAUCAGGGUGAAACUUCAGGAAGUUUGCAUCUUCAAUUUCAAAAGCUUCUGACUGAGUGGAAUAAAUUAACUGAUGCAUAUGAACUGAAGAGCGCUAACAAGAUCUACAAACAAAAGAGUCUCCAAUUAUUUCAGGAAUAUUUGGAUGACCUUAAGAACUUUUACCUGACCGAUGUGGAAUCUGUUGAUUUUGAAAAUGAAACAGAAGAAAGUCGGAAGAAAAUUAACACCUGGGUGGAAAAACAAACACAUGACAAGAUCAAGGAAAUAUUUCCUCAAGGUUCUCUUCACAGUGAUGCCAAACUGAUUCUGGUGAAUGCAGUCUAUUUCAAGGGUGACUGGAUUAUGAAAUUUGAGGGAAAAGAUACUGUAGAAAGAAAAUUUUGGUUGAACAAGGAUACCAGCAAGACUGUGCAGAUGAUGGAACAAAGCAGCCAUCUCAAAUUUGCCUACCUGGAAGAUGUACAGGCCAAGAUGCUGGAAAUGCCGUACAAAGGCAAGGCUCUGAGCAUGGUUGUGCUGCUGCCAAAUGAAGUUGAUGGCCUGCAGCAGCUUGAAGAUAAACUCACUGUGGAGAAAUUAAUGGAGUGGACGAGCCUACAGAGUAUGAAGAAGACAGACGUGAACCUGCACCUACCUAAGUUUACAAUGGAAGAGAGCUACAAUCUCGAAUCCAAAUUGAUAAACAUGGGAAUGAAAAAAGCCUUCUCUCCACAGGAUGCUGACCUUUCCAGCAUGAGCAGAGACAAGGAUUUAGUGGUAUCUACAGUCACGCACAAGGCCUUUGUGAAGGUGCAUGAAGAAGGGGCAGAAGCUGCAGCUGUUAGUGGCAGGGUGGCAUCUGUAACUUUAGCAACAAUACAUAAAGAUUUCCAUUGUGAUCAUCCUUUCAUAUUUUUCAUCAAACAAAAUUCUAACAACAACAUCCUGUUCUUUGGCAGAGUCUCUUCCCCUUAA